Molecule: messenger RNA, 2533 nt
Organism: Linum trigynum
Lineage: Eukaryota; Viridiplantae; Streptophyta; Magnoliopsida; Malpighiales; Linaceae
Source: the annotation of a GenBank genome assembly
GCAAUCAGAAAAGAAUUAAGAAAAGUCUAUCUCCCUAAACCCUAUUCGCUCCCAAUUCCUCUCAAUUUCUCCUCUAUCCAUAAUCCGGCCGUCGGCCAUUCUUUCUCGUUCUUCCCCAAAUUCUACUUCUUAAUCCCUAAUUCUAUUCUUCAAAUCCCUAAAUCCCCAAUUAUCAAUCCCGUUAGAAACUUUGUUUCUAACAUCUGGUAUCAGAGCCUGGUUCGAGAAUUGAGUUCACCACAACUCUCAACUGGGGACGAGUUCUACAACUGGUUCGAGGAUGAGCUCUUCAAAGCUCUCGAACCUGUCGUGGGCAGAGCUGCGUGACCGGGUUCACCGCAUCGGCCGUCGUUGGAGCUCCGAGGAGCUACCGACCGGGACUGCCACCACAGCAGAAGAGCAACUGUCGGUUGUGCAGGUUGACUUAGAGGGUGAAGUUGAGAGGCGAGCAGAGCAACCAGACGUGGAAGAGGUUUUGGCAAUCGAGCCGCCAGCCACGAAAGAGCUUCCAAACGUCACCAACAAACAGCAGCAGCUUCCGACAGCAUCGGUCACCACGACUGCGACUUCACUACCAACACUGUUUGCAGCGGUUGAACAAUCAUCCAAGGAUGCCGAUGGUACUUUCGCGGUCGUGAGUGAAGAAGAAGGUGAUCCUGCUUCUUCCAUCCUUGUUCCCGACAGUGAGAAGACCAACGCCUUGGAAGAAGAAACCCAAACCGAGGGUUUGGAGAGGAGACCAACGCCGCGUCAUGUAGCGAGCUGGCGGUCUCGGAAGAAGCCGAAGACGGACGAAGAGGAGUCCGGGGCCGCCACGUCGGCCAUCCCUACUACACCGAACGACAUGGGGGGCUCGCCCAUGUCGCCGCCAGCCACAGUCAAGGAGGUCUAUUCGUCAAUGGAAGCUGGGAUGGAAACGAAGAUGGCAUCGCCGGGUAACGACUCGAAGGAUUCGUCGGCGAACGAAGUGGACGAGGAUGGCUUUCUCCCUCUCCCGAGUGAGGGCGAGUUACAGUCAUCGUUGGAGAAGAAGCCGCUAGAAGACGAACCAUCGUCGGAGAAUGAGAUGGAUUCGGGUUUAGCUUUUCGCGGCCUGGUGUUCUCGUUGCCUCCGCGUGAGGACUCGAAGAAGGUGGGCGGCGCGCUCGGGGAUAAGAACUCGAAGACUAGACCGUUAUCGGGCUGGCAUUCGUGUCGUCUGGUGAGCUGCUCGCCGUCGGGAAUGAGGUCGGAGAUGGUUCUGCCGGCGAAGGAUGGGGAGGAAGGCGACGCGACAAGGAAUAAAAAGAAGGAAGAAGUGAUGGAGCUAGUGACAGCGGCCUGGCCGUGGAAGAGGACGGAGCUUCGAGUCUUGCUCGAAACGCGGCGAUCGACAGCUUCUUCCGUCAGGGCGAUGAACGAGGAAGAGACGAAGGUGGGGGCUGAUCUGGUGAGAGACUCACCAAAGGACACGGUGGCCACCCGUCGGGAUUCGUCGCCGGCAACUCACGGAGAGAUUGUACCGCUGCAAUCAACGCCGGCUCAAGCCUGGGUGUUAACCACCGAGAAGAUACCGUUGCCGGAGAAGAAGGAGAAGGGUCUAUCGAUGCCGGAGAUGGAGUCGAAAGGGCAGAAGGCAGCGGCGGAUUCGGGCUGGCUUCCUCCCCGUUGGCAGGAUCGCGCGCAGCCGACAAGAGCGAAGAGGUGGGAGGCCAGCGGGUUUCCUUCCUCUGAAACCCUAACCCGCCGAAGCUUGGGGUGGGUCGGGCUCUCAAUGGGCCGCAGCGGUUGGGCCACACCACCUGACGAGAUUGGAUGUUCUUUAGUGAUCUUCGGGCCGCGUUCUGGGAAGAAGCAAGCUGAGGGUUUGAGUGCGGGCCGGAGCUUGGUUUUCAGUGGGCCGAGAAGGAUUGGCGGUGUGGGCCAGGGAAUCCAAAGGAAGCAGUGAGUUUAAUCACCAAAUAUGGGCUUGAAACCUUGGAGAGCAUUGGGCCAAUAAUGGGUGGGCCGACUAGAGCUCUUGUGUGUGUGGUGAACUUGGAAGAAAAAGGAGAUGGAUUUAUUAAAUUGAUAGGUGGGCUCUCAAUUCAUGGGGUGGCUCCACGAAAAUUGUUUGAAGGUCUCGAGGAAUUGGUAGACAAGGAUCGAUUCUUGUACAAGGAAGAAUUCUUAAAUUCCUUAAGUUGUUGGAGGGUGAAGCCAACGGAAGAGGAGCCGUCAAAGUUUGAGUUUGUCAAGGAAGCAAAGAAUGGGCUCAUGCUAAUGAAAUUCGAAAGGGCGGCCCAACACGAGAAGGUCGGCGCAAGAGGUCUAAGUGAAGAAUUGGAGCACGAUUGGAAGAAACGAAAGCGCAGGAAAUGGAGUCAGGGUGCAGAGUGCGCGAGAAGGAAUGAAGAGUGGGUCAAGUGGUUCAACCUUGAGGGCAAGGUUGGUCUGAAGGGGGAAGAGAUGUUAGAAACCAAUUUCUGUAGGGUUUCUCUAUUUAUUAAUAUAAUUAUUAUUAGGAUAAUUAUCAAUAAGGUUAGUAGUCAUUUAAUAGAAUUAGGUUAUUAUU